Molecule: messenger RNA, 3461 nt
Organism: Cladocopium goreaui
Lineage: Eukaryota; Dinophyceae; Suessiales; Symbiodiniaceae
Source: the annotation of a GenBank genome assembly
AUGCCCUGUCCUCCCAGCUGCAAGGACUCUACGACGUCGCUUGAAGACAGCUCGCCCCGGCCUGCAGUCCCACUGCAGACUGAACAGUCCAAUGACCAAAACAAUCCCCGACUUUCAGCCCAAAGGAUCAAGGAGUUGCAGAAAACAGUUGACGAUGCAAAGAAGAAGAAAGCCAAGGCAAAGGAAGAGAAAGAGGAGGCAAAGAAUGCAACACCUACCCCAGGCCUGGCACCUGCAGGCAAGACUCCAAAAGAUCCGGAGGACAACUGUGAUGCUGAAGAACCGAAGGAGAGCCAACAACACACAGGAGAUGAUGAAGCACCAGCAGCAGCCGCAACAAUAGAUGAGGAGACCUGCAACGAAGACACCAACAACAAGAAGGACGGAAAGACAGCCAAGGCACCCAAAGAAUCCAAGAAGAAGGAUGGCACAGACAGCAAGGACAGCAAGGAGGUUGAGGAGAAGGAUGGCAGCAAGAAAGCAUGCAAAACAAAGGAAGAGGACAUGGAUGGAGAAGACGAAGAAGCCAGUGAAGAGCCUCAGCCAAAGAAGACAGCAGAGGAACCGAAGAAGUCAAGGGCAUCACAAGCCAUGGCUCAGCCAGCCAAGGCACCCAAAGAAUCCAAGAAGAAGGAUGGCACAGACAGCAAGGACAGCAAGAAGGUUGAGGAGAAGGAUGGCAACAAGAAAGCAUGCAAAACAAUGGAUGAAGACAUGGACGGAGAAGACGAAGAAGCCAGUGAAGAGCCUCAGCCAAAGAAGACAGCAGAGGAACCGAAGAAGUCAAGGGCAUCACAAGCCAUGGCUCAGCCAGCCAAGGCACCCAAAGAAUCCAAGAAGAAGGAUGGCACAGACAGCAAGGACAGCAAGGAGGUUGAGGAGAAGGAUGGCAGCAAGAAAGCAUGCAAAACAACGGAUGAAGACAAGGAGGAAGAAGACGAAGAAGCCAGUGAAGAGCCUCAGCCAAAGAAGACAACAGAGGAGCCAAAGAAGUCAAGGGCAUCACAAGCCAUGGCUCAGCCAGCCAAGGCACCCAAAGAAUCCAAGAAGAAGGAUGGCACAGACAGCAAGGACAGCAAGAAGGUUGAGGAGAAGGAUGGCAACAAGAAAGCAUGCAAAACAAUGGAUGAAGACAUGGACGGAGAAGACGAAGAAGCCAGUGAAGAGCCUCAGCCAAAGAAGACAGCAGAGGAACCGAAGAAGUCAAGGGCAUCACAAGCCAUGGCUCAGCCAGCCAAGGCACCCAAAGAAUCCAAGAAGAAGGAUGGCACAGACAGCAAGGACAGCAAGGAGGUUGAGGAGAAGGAUGGCAGCAAGAAAGCAUGCAAAACAAAGGAAGAGGACAUGGAUGGAGAAGACGAAGAAGCCAGUGAAGAGCCUCAGCCAAAGAAGACAGAACAGGAACCGAAGAAGUCAAGGGCAUCACAAGCCAUGGCUCAGCCAGCCAAGGCAACCAAAGAAUCCAAGAAGAAGGGUGGAGCAGACAGCAAGGACAGCAAGAAGGUUGAGGAGAAGGAUGGCAGCAAGAAAGCACGCAAAACACAGGAAGACGAGGAGGAAGAAGACGAAGAAGCCAGUGAAGAGCCUCAGCCAAAGAAGACAACAGAGGAGCCAAAGAAGUCAAGGGCAUCACAAGCCAUGGCUCAGCCAGCCAAGGCACCCAAAGAAUCCAAGAAGCCAUGCAGCUCCAAGACCAACAAAGGGAAGAAAAGCCAGAAGUUUUCAGAAGAUGGGUCAAAUACUUUGGACAGUGAGGAGUCAGACACUUCAGAGCAAGAGGAAAGCAGUUCCGAAGCACCACCCCCCCGGAAGACAGCCAAAGCACCCACGACCAAGAAGCUGGAAGAGAAGAAAGAAAGCAAGAAAGGCAAGAAGGAUGAGAAGGAAGAAGAUGCAGAGGACGAUGACAUGAAGCCAGAAGCAAAGAGCAAGAAGGAAGAGCCAGCCCCCCCUGCAAAACCAUCCCGAGCAGCCAAAGCAAACAAACUCAGCAAGGUAGCCAACAAAGAGGAUGACAGCAAAGCAGAGAAGAAACGCAAGAAGCUUCAAAAGGAGGUCCAAGAUGAAGAGAUCAAGGAAGAGGAAAGCAACAAGCCCAAGGGUGGCAAGGAUAGUGGGGUCAAGUGUGGGGCUGAAGAGAUCCACAUCGAUGAAGAUCUGGACGAGGAAGAGUUGAGCUCAGAGGAGAUGAGUGCAGCCUUGGAAUCCCACGGCCGCCCCAGCAAGAAGAUGCAGGAGGAAGACGCAGAGCCGAAGCCUACUACAAAAGCACCGCAAGCAGCCAAAGCAGUGCAAGGCAAAGCAGCCAAGGUCCCCAAGGCAGAGAAAGGUAAGGGCAAGAAGGCAGGCAGCAACACAAGCAGCAUGAACAAGCACAAAGGGAAGAAAAGCCAGAAGUUUUCAGAAGAUGGGUCAAAUACUUUGGACAGUGAGGAGUCAGACACUUCAGAGCAAGAGGAAAGCAGUUCCGAAGUAGCCAACAAAGAGGAUGACAGCAAAGCAGAGAAGAAACGCAAGCAGCUUGAAGAGGAGGUCCAAGAUGAAGAGAUCAAGGAAGACCCCAAGCCGAAGAGACGCAAUAAGCCAAAGGGUGGCCAGAAGAAGGAAGAGACAGGAACUGACAAGACCCGCAAAGAAGCGAAGAAGAAGUCGAACAGCAACAAGCAUGCAAAGAAAGCAAAGAUGUCUGACAGUCAGAGUGAUGAUGCACUGGACUGUGAGGAGAAGUGCAAUGAUGAUGGCGAUGACAUGUCUGAGGCAGAAAGCAUGUCAAAACCCAGCAGCAGCAAGAAGCACAGCAUUGAGCCCAGUGCAGGAUCAAAGCAGGCAAAGAAAAAGAAGAUCAGCAAGAAGCAGAGCGAUGAGGGCAGUGAGGAAGAGGAAGAGGUGAAGAAGCAUUCCCUUGCUGCAAGGGCUCUGGGACUCCAUGAGGAUUUCAACAGCACACGCAAGCCUUCGAGAAAGAUGAAAACUGUGAAGAAAGAGGGCAAGAACAAAGUGAAGAGCAAGGAUGGCGACAAAGAGGCCAGUGCAGAGAAGAAGCCAUCUGACAAGCCUAAGGAUCCCAAGGCACUGAUGUCCCUGUAUCAGAGCUUCCUGAAGGCUGAGCGUGAGGCAUUGGCAACGAGCCGUCCAGAUCUCACAGCCGCUAACCGCUUGCAGAUGGCUCGCAAGAAGUGGAGGACUCAUCCGGACCGCUUGCAGGCCAUUGGCUCUAUGUCUGCCAGCCAAUUGUCCCGUCGACGACUGAAGGUCAAAAAGUCUGAGCCCAUGGACUUUGAAAUCGAGAAUGCAGAGACUGAAGCCGGUCAUGCCACCAGUGCUUCUGAUGGAUCUGAUAGUGAUGACGGUAGUGAGUAGAUCUUAAGUGAUCGGAAACCAAUGCUUGCAGCUUUGGUGGGCGCAUGAGUUGAACCUGCAGCUACUUAGAAGCAGCUUGGGCGCACAGAAGUGCAUGAAAA